Molecule: messenger RNA, 1520 nt
Organism: Otolemur garnettii (small-eared galago)
Lineage: Eukaryota; Metazoa; Chordata; Mammalia; Primates; Galagidae
Gene: GRAP2
Product: GRB2-related adaptor protein 2
Exons: 8
Coding region: 256-1242 (328 amino acids)
Molecular function (GO): protein binding
Source: RefSeq, a predicted model, not a curated record
CUACAGACUGCUGGGCUGCCGGGGGUAGUCUGGAGGAAGGAGUGAGGUGGGGAGGAGGCACUGCUAAUGGAUCUGUAAGCACCCUCUCUCAGUGUGGUACUUGGAAGACGGCGCAAGGUGGAUCUAUACUCUGAAAUACAGUACGUUUGAUAGUUGAACUCAUCUUCCUUCUUGCGAAAGAAGAGUCUGAUAACUCAGUGCCAAAGCCAAGACAUAAACUCAACCUCUUCGCUUCCAAAAGCUUCGGGUUACACCAUGGAAGCUGUGGCCAAGUUUGAUUUCACUGCCUCAGGUGAGGACGAACUGAGCUUUCACACUGGAGAUGUCCUGAAGAUUUUAAGUAACCAAGAGGAAUGGUUCAAGGCGGAGCUUGGGAGCCAAGAAGGAUAUGUGCCUAAGAAUUUCAUAGACAUCCAGUUUCCAGAAUGGUUUCACGAAGGCCUCUCGCGACACCAGGCAGAGAACUUACUCAUGGGCAAGGAGGUUGGUUUCUUCAUCAUCCGGGCCAGCCAGAGCUCCCCAGGGGACUUCUCCAUCUCUGUCAGGCAUGAGGAUGACGUUCAGCACUUCAAGGUCAUGCGAGACAACAAGGGUAAUUACUUCCUGUGGACUGAGAAGUUCCCAUCCCUAAAUAAGCUGGUGGACUACUAUAGGACGACUUCCAUCUCCAAACAGAAGCAGAUCUUCCUAAGGGACAGAACCAGAGAAGAUCAGGGUCGCCGAGGCAACAGCCUAGACAGAAGGUCCCAAGGAAGCCCGCACCUCAGUGGAGCCAGUGGAGCCGUGGGAGAAGAAAUCCGGCCUUCCAUGAACCGCAAGCUGUCAGAUCACCCGCCAGGGGUCCCCUCACAGCACCAGCACCAGCAGGCACCCCUGCACUAUGCCCCCCCACUGCAGCCCCAGCAGCAGCGCUACCUGCAGCAUCACCACUUUCACCAGGAGCGCCGAGGAGGCAGCCUUGACAUAAACGACGGGCAUUGUGGCACCAGCCUGGGCAGUGAAAUGAAUGCAGCCCUCAUGCAUCGAAGACACACAGACCCGGUGCAGCUGCAAGUGGCAGGGCGAGUGCGGUGGGCCCGGGCCCUGUACGACUUUGAGGCCUUGGCGGACGACGAGCUGGGAUUCCACAGUGGAGAGGUGGUUGAGGUUCUAGACAGCUCCAACCCAUCCUGGUGGACCGGCCGACUGCACAACAAGCUGGGCCUCUUCCCUGCCAACUAUGUGGCACCCAUGAUGAGAUGAACCCUUCAGGGGGCCGGAGGCGUUUUAUCUGAAGCUUCCCACAAGAGGGGACAAGGAAAAAAGGCUAGACUGCUUGACUACAUGCACACACAUAUGUCUAUGUGUGCCUACAUACAUACACGACAUUUUGUAAUAGUAAUUUAUUGGCAACCGGGAUGGCUAAUUAGUUGAUAUGAAAAGGAGCUUGGGUAGAGAAUGAUAUUCAUACUUAUUUUUCUAUUCCCCUCAGGGUUUGCAGAGGGCAGUAGGGGCGGGGAGGGGGGUGCAGGGAAAUCAAA